Leptosomus discolor (cuckoo roller) is the source of this 800-nucleotide messenger RNA. NCBI's taxonomy places the organism in Eukaryota, Metazoa, Chordata, Aves, Leptosomiformes, Leptosomidae. The record is from RefSeq and is a predicted model, not a curated record.
GUUCUUCCACUUUGAUCAAAACUGCCUCCACUGGUGAGUUAGAGGAGCGUAUUGCGGCCACUACUGGUGCUAUUACUGUUGCUAGCACAUCUGCUGAUGUUGCUGUAUCCAGUGCAGUGACCACCUAUACACAACCUUCUGAAGAGCAGCAAGUGCAAGCUAUGAAUAUAAGAAAAUCAAUUCUGGAGUCGGCCACUUCCAAGGAAGCACUCUCCUUUCAUCAAGGAAACUUACAAAGCACGAGACGACGACCAAGAAAUGCUGAGCAGAUAGAAAGAGCUAAAGAACUUGCAGUUGUUACUCAUAGAGUGAAAAAGGCCAUAGAUUUUAAAUCUAGAGGAUUUAAAUUGUUUCCAGGGAAAGACAACAGCAACAAGUUUUCUAUCUUAAAUGAGGGAGGUAUUAAACAGGCAUCCAAUUUGUGUCCAGAUCCUGGAGAACCAGAAAAUGGAAAACGGAUAGGCUCAGAUUUUAGCUUGGGAGCAACAGUACAGUUCUCUUGUGAUGAAGAUUAUGUGCUACAAGGUUCAAAAAGUAUCACCUGUCAGAGGAUAGCUGAAGUUUUUGCUGCAUGGAGUGAUCAUAGACCUGUGUGUAAAGUCAAGACUUGUGGAUCCAGUCUUCAGGGACCUGGAGGCACUUUCACAUCACCCAAUUUUCCAUUCCAGUAUGACAGCAAUGCUCAAUGUGUGUGGGUCAUCACAGCUAUCAAUACUAAUAAGGUAAGUUUAAAAUUCUGGAUUUAUUUAAUAAAAGAAAACGAACCAAAAGCAUAUGUAGACUAUGACAUUUUUCACUAA